AUGAUCAACAUCGUGUCAAAGUCACCUAAAUCGACCGGCGAUACCCCAGUUGAUAGCAACUUCAUCAAGCUAGAUAUCGUUCUCAUGCUUGUGGGAAGCAGAGAUGAUGUGAAAUCUUGCAUUUUGGUUGGCCAAGGGCUUAACAGGCAUGGUCACCGAGUUCGAGUCGCAACCCAUUCGAUCUUUCAUACUCUUGUGAAAAAAGCCGGACUAGAGUUCUUCUCGGUCAGCAGUGACCCAGAGCAUCCAAUGGCUAAAAUCGAUUCAGCGUUCAUGCCUCGCUUAGCCAGUUCCAAGAAGGCCGACAUCAUGAAUAACAGCAAAUUCCUUGUUGAUACCUUGAAAGCAUGUUGGAUCGCCUGCACCCAUCCAGGGCUAUGGAAAGACAAGCCCUUCCUUGCCGAUGCUAUUAUUGCAACUCCUCUUGCCCACGCUCACAUUCAUUGUGCCGAGCGUUUAUCAAUCCCUCUUCACAUCAUGUCGACGACACCUUGGACACCUACCAGAGAAUUUGCCAAUCCUUUAGCACAGAUUCAGGUGGAUGAGUGUGUUGACCGUGAAAUGCAAAAUUACCUUUCGUUUCUGUUUAUCGAAGAAUCACUAUGGAAUGAGGUUUCUCAUGUCGUUGAUCAUUUCCGGCAAGGGAUUCUUGGCCUCCCCAGUCUCCCCGCCGGUAGAGGGGUGCUUUUAAGGCAAUUGGACAUUUCCCACACAUAUCUUUGGUCUUCUUCUUUUCUUCAAAAGCCAGCAGACUGGAGCGAUGCUAUUGAUAUCUCCGGCUACAUCAACUUAGAGUCUCGGUCUACAUACAUCCCCUCAGACGAGUUGUUACGCUUCCUCGAUGCUACACCGGUACCUAUUUUUGUCUCGUUAGACAUCACCUUGCUUGGGAACUCGGAAAGAUUUGUACGAUACCUCAAAGAGGCAUCCACUAAAUACGGUCUUGCAUUCCUCCUGCCAAGCAGUUUCCAUCCAGUCAGCGGUCUAUCAGAUUCCCCGAACAUUUUUGUCUUACAAAAUGUCCCCACUGAUUGGCUGAUACCCCGGGUCUCCAUUGUUUUUACGCAUGGCAAUAUUUCGACAAUGUCGACGGCACUUCGUCAUGGCAAGCCGAUGGUGUCAUUUCCCCUUCUUCGAGAUCAGCCUUUCUGGUCCUCGGCCAUCCACAGGUCUUGCAUAGGUCCAGCACCCAUUCAAGAGAAGGACUUCUCUACAGAAACUCUGGUCGAUGCGGUGCGCUAUUGUAUGCGGCCAGAAACAAGAGAAGCUGCACAGCGUAUUGGCCGGCAAAUUCAGCAGGAGAAUGCCGUUGAAAAUGCAGUCAAUUCGUUCCACUCUCAUCUGGACUGGGAUAGCUUCAGAUGCAGUGUCACGAAAACCGACCCUGCGAUAUACCAAAUGCGAGCUAAGCCGUCCAUCAAACUGUCGGCGGUAGCAGCGGCUGUCCUUAUGAGGGCGAAAGCGAUGAGAGUAUCCGAAUUGGAGUUAAUUAAGCGCCAAAUAUACAUCACCGAGAAUGGACAAGAAGCUCUAUUGCAUACAGAGGAAAAGGAAGUGUCGACUUUUGGUGAAGUGAAAUCUGUCAGCAGAAGUUUGAUGAAGGCCAUUGUCAAACCAACGAUCUCGCAUAUCUCAGAUGCAUAUAAUUCGCGUGAGGAUGUUGAUAUCGCUGAUACUUUGAAUGGAAAGGUAAAAGUCGAAAAGUCAAAAGGCGAUAUGGCCUUGAAAGUGGCCAGGACUAUAGGCUUCAGUUCGGCAGUAUUUUGCGGGAAGGUUGCAGCUCUACCAUUCAAGACCGUAUGGUACAUGGGUGAAACGGCAAGCUACGGAGUGAAGAGCCUGAAAGGGUCCCAAAGCUAUGACUCUGGUCUUUCCAGAACGAAUUGUCAGGAUGAAGAAACGGCAUCACAAGAAUUAAUUCCGGAAAACGGGGUGCCGGAGACAAAAGGCUAA
Penicillium longicatenatum is the source of this 1953-nucleotide messenger RNA. Its product is annotated as glycosyltransferase. Gene Ontology annotation, molecular function: hexosyltransferase activity; UDP-glycosyltransferase activity. The coding region runs from base 1 to 1953 and encodes 650 amino acids. The transcript is spliced from 11 exons. The record is from RefSeq and is a predicted model, not a curated record. NCBI's taxonomy places the organism in Eukaryota, Fungi, Ascomycota, Eurotiomycetes, Eurotiales, Aspergillaceae. Gene Ontology annotation, biological process: carbohydrate metabolic process.